This is a messenger RNA of Cuscuta epithymum, 5201 nucleotides long. Lineage: Eukaryota; Viridiplantae; Streptophyta; Magnoliopsida; Solanales; Convolvulaceae. The record is from the annotation of a GenBank genome assembly.
GGAAUGGCUAGGUUAAGCUUUCCUCCCUUAGAAAAAUUCCCUGCGCAUAGACUUGAAGCCUACGGAAGUUUUACGCUACAUAUUCUUCAUCUUUGUGUAAACUUUCUGGCUAUCAAUGGAAAGCUUCUUCUACUCCUAUUAAUCAGAUCUUAUACAUUAUAGAGUAGAAAUUGGGACCAACAAUUGGUAUCAGAGCAGAGCGUGUGACCGAUUGAAGUUUCUGCCAUUGAUCGAUCGAUUGAAGUUGAAGAACAGGAUUUGCGCGAUUUUUCAUUGGCACUUUUCUGCCUUGUGCGCGAUCUUGUAUAUUAUUUUUGUUGUUAUUUUUGCAGGAAAAUUUUGCAGGAAAGUGUUUCUAGGCUUCCAAGGUUUCAUUCUGUGAAAAAUCGCAUCUAGAAAUUUGGCGUACAGGUUAAGCUGAAGUUGAGCGAUUCUGCACAUUCGCGCAGAAUUACUCUUUUGCGCGAUUACUCUUUUGCGCUAUCUAGGUACUCUGUUGCGCGAAACACGAGUACUGCGCGAUUGCAGGUGCGCGAUUUUUCUACGAAAAACUAGUUGCGUGAUUUAGGUGAACAAGGCCUCCACGAAAUACUCUGUUGCGCGAUCAUUCUCGCGCGAUCUGAGCUCACUUGCGCGAUUCCCUUUUUCUUGCGCGAAAGUUUUGCAGGUGCGCAAUCCAUCCCGGGUGCGCGAUUGUCCGAGCUAGAACAGCGAUUUGCGCGAAGUUUCAGUAGUUGCGCGAAACUGUCACUUGCGCAAAAGUUACAGUUGACGCGAUUUACUUGCGCGAUCCAUCCUUGUGCGUGCAUAAUUUAUUUGCGCGAUCUCAGUACAAACGAGUUGCGCGAUAGAGCACACAUCGCGCAUCUUUAAAAAAAAAGGAGGAAAGGGCAAAACCGUCUUUUGAGACCCGACAACUUUUGCGGCUAUCGUGUCCGCAGGUCGCCCGCGCAGGGGGGGUGCGAAUUUUCGCUUUUGAACUACAAGCCGAAAUCCCAUGUGCGCGAGAGCUCCUCUCUUUUCCUUCACCAUUUAAUCUUAAGGAAGGAGUGCUCCAUAUAAAUAGGCUCAAAAGUUUCCAAAGAGUUUAGGUGUGGGAUAAGUUAACUAGCUUACUUUUCCCUUCACUUGGACAAGUACAUUUUUUUCCAAAACUCACUUCAAGUGCAAAUUUUUAGCCCAUCUUUAAACCUUGAGGUCAAACUCCAAAACCAAAGCUCAACACUUUUUCAAAGCUUCAAAUAGUCAACCUUGAGAUUAAAAAAAAAAAAAAAAAAAAUUAAGUAAAAAAAAAAAAAAAUCUCAAGGUCAAGACUAAAUUUUCUCAAAAUCAAAGCUACAUUUCAAGAGUCACAAACUUGCAGAAAUCUUCAAUCAACCACACGUCAACGAUCAAUUUUCAACAGUCAAUCAUGACCACUCCCAAUAUUGCUGAUAAAGUGACUGUCCUCUCUGCUCAAAACAAGAAUGCAGACAACACUGUAAGUACUCCUAACCCUUUUAAUUCUGCUUGCUCUAAAACAGAUAUGCAUGAUAAAUUUAAGGAGCUAGAGGAGAAAUACAAUAGAUUGUAUGAUGUCUAUAAUCAACUGCGUGAAAAACAGACAUGCUCAAACAUCAAAAUAAUCAAUUCAGAGAAAACUAUCACUAAGCUCACAACAGAGAACAAAAGACUUAGUGCUAGCGAAAAAGAACUGACAGAGAAACUUAGAACUACUGAGAAAGAGAGAAUUAGACUUUUUGGUGUAAACAAUUUACUUAUGGAAAGAAGGGGUGCUCUUUACACUAAAAUCAAAGAACUUGAAGACCUGUUAGCCAAGAGAGACCAAACAGACCAGACUAUUUUCCUUAACCAGCCUAAGGACACUCGUUUCUAUAACGCCAGGGAGGGCCUGGGUUUGACCAAUCCUCAGAACCUGAAAAAGGUCAACUGUAGACAACUCUAUGAUGUUAGAUACAUGAAAAUAGGAUUGACCAAACUCAUGGCCUUCACUGGAGCUGAAGAAACGAAUGCCCUCGAGGAUGAAAAGAGAAAGACAAAGGCCGGUGUCGAGGUUCCUUUUGACUACACAGAGUUAAACAAGAGUUACAAAACAAAAGAGCCCCCUUUGACUCCUGCUGAUGAAGUCAUAACUUAUGCUCCUGAAAAGGAAACUGUGCAAGAUGGAGAGGAACCUUCAACUUUAGAACCUGUAGUCAAACCAGCAUACAUUCCACCUCUUGUGAGAAAGUUUGCUGAGUUAAAAGAAUCUUUCGAUAAAGAAAAACAGGUUUUUGAACUUGAAAGAGAUCAACUUUUGAAAGAAAUAUCCAUGUUAAAAACAUCCUCUCAGUCCAUCACAGUUUCUCAACCCUCUUCCCACUCUUCCUCAGAAAAAUGCUUAGAAAAUUCAACCAACAGUUCUAAAACUUCUUCCACUCACUCUGAGCCUCCUUCUCAGACCGGAAACCAUGUGAAGAAGAGAGUUGAGAAGAGAGGAGAGUGGAUCGAGGAGAAGUUAAGAAGGAGGAAGAAAGAAGAAGAAUCUCAUCUAGGAAAUAAAAAUCAACGUUCGAGUGCUUUGUUUUACGUAAAGAAUAAGUCUAGAUCUGGCAUUAGUGAGCUUUCAACUAGUAGUACUAGAAGUGGUGUUCCUAGGAAUUUCCUAAGCGAACCCUCGACUAGUAAUGCUAAAAGAGUGGCUCCUAAGUGCUCUAGUUCUAAGACAUCUUUUAAGAAUUGCUACUCUAGUACUUGUUCUCUGAAUUGUGUUAAGUCAAUGAAAGUUUGUUGUUUUGAUUCUGAUUCCUUCUCCAACAAAGAUAAGAAUGUGAAUGUUCAGAGAUGCCUAAAGAAAUCAACUUCUGUGAAGGUGAACGUUGAGGGAGAGUACAAAUUACCUUGUUUAAAGUAUCCCCUCAAGGUUCACUCACUUAAACAUUUGAAAAGACUCUCUCAAGAAACAAUUUUAAAAGAUCAUCUGUCUGAACAUUCACUCACUGUUAAUGAAAUCUCCCUUGCUCCAAAGUUCAAACAACAAUGGGUUCCUAAGGCCGAAGCUGAAAAAUUAAGAACGCCAAACACUUCUCAAUCAGCUGGCCUAGGUUCCCAAAUAAAACAAAAGCUGAAACAUUUCUUUGACAUUGAUAAGGAAGGACCCACUUGGAGGUGGGUACCGAAAUGUACUUAAUCUGUUUUGCAGGUCCGCCAUGUGUGGUACCUGAUCCGAUUGCUCCACACACAUGGCGGGUGAGAAGAGCUGUGAGCAAUCAAUUGGUGCACAUUAUUAAAGGGAGUAUUGGCAUGUAUACUACCCCACUGAGCAGAAAAUCAACAAAUGCACACCUCAACACCAACACAUGCCAAGAAGAAACAACAAGUGCUUAUUCUGAGGGGGAGUGUUUCUUUUUCACUCCUCCUGGUGCCUUACAAGAAGAAAGCACAUAUCAAGGGGGAGUUUUCUACUUUACUCCCCGGGUGACAAACAACACCUUGCACAUUCUGAGGGGGGGUUACAAUUUUCUCCUCCUGACGCAAAUCAAGGAUCAAUGCAAGACAACCCAAGGACGUUAUGGCAUAACCAGUAGCAAUCAAGAAAACUCAAGGAUGUCGUGGUGGUUGUACUCAAAGGCCGCAAAAUUUAGAAGGCCCUAAACAAAAAUUGUCGAAGCACUAGGGGUGUAUCUCCAACAAUUCUGGGGAACACUCAACUAAGCAAGAGAUGCCUCUGGUGCGAGAAUUCUGAAACUCACCAUUGACAACACCAAGGUGACCAACACCAAAGAGUUCAUGCAUCAAAUGCUCCAAACACUAGAAUUGAUAAUGGGACGGAGUUCAAAACAAGGAGCUGACUGGGUUCUACGAAGCUCAGGGAUUUACACAACAGUUCUCUGUAGCUGAAACACCAAAGCAAAAGGGUGUCGUAGAACGAUCGAACAGGAUCUUGGUGGAAGCAGCCAGAACCAUGCUAAUACAGUCAGAAGCUUCCUCAUUCAUGUGGGUUGAAGCUAUCAACACGGCUUGCUUCACACAGAACUGGACAGUGAUUCACAAACGAUCCGACAAGAUGCCCUAUGAGAUUGUGUUCAAGGGUCUCCCUAACAUUGCCUUCAUCCGCGUCUUCGGCUACAAAGGCUAACAAGCACAACAAGGACAAUAAGGGUGAUGAGGAUAAUUAUGAUGUGGACGACAACGCCAAUCAAGCUAGGGAGCCUCCGGUACAGAAAUAAUGACUCAUUAUCAGGCUCCCUACGGCAGCUGAAAGAUAGGCGUCUUACUCACAGACAAACAAAGAAGUAAUUAUCAUAAGUGAGACGCGCUCCAAGCAUCAAAAUGACAUCUUUCCUCAUCAUUCAUUCCUAUUGAGAGGAUACAAACCGCAAGCAGCCUGGCGGUAGAAAUAACCUUUUUUGACGAGUGUACAGACCUAGAUGUAGUAAACCGGACUAACCCCAUAGGAGCAGAAGCUGACUUUCUCAGUUUCCGAGUAGAAGACGCAGCACCGAGUCCAACUGCGCAUUCACAAGCCACACCUAGCCACUCUGCUGCCUCCCAACAGGUAGUAGUUUCAACAAUAGGGGAUCUUAUACCCACCUCUCUGCCCCCUUACGGAGCAGUUAAGGAUGUACAUAGUGGUCUAUCGCCCCGGGCCACUACCCUUUCUUCUAUCACAUUGAGUCUAGGUGUCACACUCCCUACAUUUUCAAAUUUGCUAGGACACAUACACUUUUCACACCACCUCACUCUACAGGUCCACUUUCCCUGUCAACAACGAUCGGAGAUACUUCGAUGAUGAUCGGAAGUCCUGCCGCUCAACAGAUAACUCAAUUAUUAUCUACAGGCCACACACCAGUAAACUUUACUGAUGUUGUGACAACGGUUACUACCCCUGUAACCGGACAACCCUAACCCUACCGACCUUGCAGUCAUUCAGCAGCGUUGCUUGGAUUCCACCAUUAAACCAUGGGUGCACGAAGCAAUAACCGCUCGGGCAUAGGAAUUCAGGACCACCCCGGCGCUUCUUAAUGACAUCAUCAAACCCUAACUCAACCCUCAUCCUCCCACUCCCAACAGCAACUCACCCCAAUCCUUAUCCUAUCCCAUUUACAAUGCCAUUCGAUGACCUAGCAUCCAUUAUGCUAGCGAGAAUUCUUGAAAACAAAGAAGCUCCACUCACUGACAAACAAAGAGCUCUUUUUGUAGUACCUGAAACCGAAAGCAC